UUAAUUUGAGAAAGAGAAAGGGUGCUAGGGCCUAUCACCACUGCGAACAAACGCGUGAGCCACCUUGUGCAUCUUGCUUAUGUGGAUCCUGGGGAAUCGAACCUGGAUCGUGAAGCUUCUCAGUGUGGCUGUUAAAAUUUUGGCAUCUGCCCAGAGGUGAUGAGAAGGUUUUUGCUACUCUAUGCUACACAGCGAGGACAGGCAAAGGCCAUAGCUGAAGAAAUAAGCGAGCAAGCCGCGUCGCAUGGGUUUUCCGCCGAUCUUCACUGUGUCAGUGAGUCAGAUAAGUAUGAUCUGAAGGCAGAAACCGCUCCUCUGGUGGUGGUGGUUUCCACCACGGGCACCGGCGACCCGCCUGACACAGCCCGCAAGUUUGUUAAGGAAAUACAGGACAAGACGCUGCCCGCUGACUUCUUUGCUCACCUGCGCUAUGGAUUGCUGGGCCUGGGCGACUCCGAAUACGCUUACUUCUGCAAUGGGGGGAAAGUAAUUGAUAAACGACUUCAGGAGCUUGGAGCCCAGCAUUUCUAUGACACGGGAUAUGCAGAUGACUGUGUCGGUUUAGAGCUUGUGGUGGAGCCAUGGAUUGCUGGACUCUGGGCUGCUCUCCAGAAGCACUUCAUGUCAAGCAGAGGACAGGAGGAGACAAGCAGGCCUCUCCCAAGGCCACCCAAUGCCCCCUUGGACACAGAUCCCAUGAGGCCUGAGUUACUUCACAUUGAGUCACAAGUUGAGCUGCUGAGAGUAGAUGAACCAGAGAGAAAGGCUUCUGAGUCUUUAGACCAAGACGGAAGAAACGGGAGUCCCUCGAGUGGUUUGAUUGAAGCCUGUGAGCCCUCGCUUGUCCACUCGGUGCCCCCACUCUCAGAAGCCGCGCUGAGUGUUCCUGCUCUGCCCCUGGAGUAUCUGCAGGUACAUCUGCAGGAGCCUCUUGGCCAGGAGGAAAGCCAUGCCCCCGAGGCCUCGGGGGGUCCAGUUUUUCGAGUCCCAAUUUCCAAAGCUGCUCAGCUGACCUCGGAUGAAGCCGUGAAGACCACUCUCCUGCUGGAGCUGGACAUUUCCAAAACAGAGUUUUCCUAUCAGCCUGGAGAUUCAUUUAAUGUGGUCUGUCCAAACAAUGGAUCUGAGGUGGAUGACCUCCUCCGAAGACUGAGGCUCACUGAUCAGCGAGAGCACCGUGUCCUCGUGAAAGUCAAAGCAGACUCGAAGAAGAAAGGAGCCGCCUUGCCCCAGCAUGUUCCUGAGAAGUGUUCUCUCCAGUUCCUUCUUACCUGGUGUCUUGAAAUACGAGCAGUUCCUAAAAAGGCGCUCGUGCGCGCCCUCGCGGCCUGCGCCAGCAGCGCUGCGGAGAAGAGGAGGCUGCAGGAGCUGUGCAGCAAGCAGGGAGCGGCCGACUACAACCGCUUUGUCCGCGACGCCCGCGCCUGCCUCCUGGACCUCCUCCUGGCCUUCCCGUCCUGCCAGCCGCCACUGGGGCUCCUGCUUGAACAUCUUCCUAAACUGCAGCCCAGACCAUAUUCAUGUGCAAGCUCAAGUUUACUUCAUCCGGGCAAGCUUCAUUUUGUUUUUAACGUUGUGGAGUUUGCGUCUCACUCAGCAGAGGUUUGGCGGAAAGGCGUGUGCACAGGCUGGCUGGCCACGUUGGCGGCUCACUUUCUUCAACCAGGCAUGCCAGCGUCCUCACCCGCAGGCAGCGGAGGAGCCCCAGCUCCUCAGAUCUCCAUCUCUCCUCGAGCACCGAGCUCCUUCCACUUGCCGGCUGACCCCUCCGCUCCUGUCAUAAUGGUGGGUCCGGGCACCGGCAUAGCUCCCUUCAUUGGCUUUCUCCAGCACAGAGAGAAGCUCCAGGAAGAGCACCCACGUGGACAUUUUGGAGAAAUGUGGCUGUUCUAUGGCUGCAGACAUCAACACAAGGAUUAUUUAUUCAGUGACCAUGUGUUGCAUUGCAGAGAAGAGCUCAGACGUUUUCUCAAGCAUGGGGUGUUGACUCACCUAAAAGUGUCCUUCUCAAGAGACGCCCCCUCAAGCGAGGAGGAGGCCCCAGCAAAGUAUGUGCAGGACAACCUCCAACUUCACAGCCAGCAGGUGGCCAGGAUCCUUCUUCAGGAGAAUGGCUAUGUUUAUGUGUGUGGAGAUGCCAAGAAUAUGGCGAAGGAUGUAAGUGACACACUUGUGGAAAUCGUCAGCAGAGAGACUGGCGUUGACAAACUGGAAGCAAUGAGAACAUUGGCCACCUUGAAAGAAGAGAAACGUUAUCUUCAGGAUAUUUGGUCAUAAAACUGAAAUUUUAAAGAAGAAAGGCUUUCUCUUCCUCACUUAAAAUGUAAUUAAAAGACAAUUUUGCUAAAGCUGA
Molecule: messenger RNA, 2353 nt
Organism: Jaculus jaculus (lesser Egyptian jerboa)
Lineage: Eukaryota; Metazoa; Chordata; Mammalia; Rodentia; Dipodidae
Gene: Mtrr
Product: 5-methyltetrahydrofolate-homocysteine methyltransferase reductase
Exons: 15
Coding region: 160-2277 (705 amino acids)
Biological process (GO): homocysteine metabolic process
Cellular component (GO): cytosol
Molecular function (GO): flavin adenine dinucleotide binding; [methionine synthase] reductase (NADPH) activity; FMN binding
Source: RefSeq, a predicted model, not a curated record